This is a messenger RNA of Cylindrotheca closterium, 3423 nucleotides long. The record is from the annotation of a GenBank genome assembly. Lineage: Eukaryota; Bacillariophyta; Bacillariophyceae; Bacillariales; Bacillariaceae.
AUGGGCAAUACAAGGAUGACAUUUGGUACAGAAAUGCUGUCUCAAGCCUUUGGAGACGAAGAAUGGCUUACUCGAAUCGACCCUCCACACAGGGAACAAACCUUGCAUCAUCAGCUUCUUGCCCAAACAAAGAUAUCCGAUCAAACCGCCAAGAAAUCUUUCGGCUUCGGCGUGACGGCCACAAAGCAGCAGCGGCUCCCCACGAAGCGAUUUCACCUUGAUAGCGCAGCCUUCGGAGCCGAAACGAUCGAGUAUAUGAAAGAAUGGAACGAUCCCAAUUUAACCCCUGUUGACCGUUUGCUAAUCUUGCAAAAGCAAACUGUCACUGCUGUGAUGAUCGUGGCAGGAGACGAAUCUGAUCCCUACAUCACCAUUGUCACCAAUCCCUCCAUUACCAAAGUUGAGGCUGAUGACGGAAAUUUGGGUGCUCCCAUUUGGUCGGAUAUCCUCCAAGAGGAACUGGCGCAAGAGAUUGGUGUUCCGUACAAUCGUCCUUCGCAUUUGGCCGCCGCAGGCACUGGUUGGGGAACGAGGACUGGCACCGUCAGUUCUCGAGACGAACUGUUUCAUAAAAUACAAGCAGUAAUUUUGCAUCCAGCCGAACGUUUCGGCUCACAGCAUGGGACAAUUCAUCAUGCAUUGCUCUUUCCAGCCUUGAUUUGCCCACCCGUUGGAUUCUUUUGGCAAACCGACACCACAUUCUCCGAAUUCGUGGCAAGUAUCACGGCCUUGAACGGGACUACGUAUCGGUCGUUCCUAACGGUGCUGGAACUUUGCCGCUCUGAGAUCGAACCGUGGUUUGAUGCAGUGAAUGCUUCGCCCGCGGAUUUCAGUUUCCGAAUGCAAUCUGCCCAGCCCUUAAUCGAUGCCUUGCCUACUGAAGAAAAUCCUAUCCCAGAUGGUAUCGAAGAUGAGAGUCUACUUGAUCCAAUCUUGGAGUUAGUGGACAAAUUGCUGUGGCCCUAUUAUGAGGACCGUGUUCUGACCGACUGCGAAAGCAAGGAAGUGAGCACAAAUGCAUCAUCGCAACUGCAUUAUCUUCUUCGAUAUGGUCGAAAGUGCUUUCCAGAGUCAUUGACGUCGAUGUAUGGAUACCAAAUUCCAUUCUUGACUUACUUCUUACGACCUUCAAAGGGCUGGCUGAUGGGAGUGGAUCACGGAGCACUCUUUUCAGACAAAUGCCACCAAGCGCAAUGGAUUCAAAGUUACAAUCCUGUGAAAGUGCCGGUCGUCGAUAAUGGAUCGUAUGAACCGGCCAUGAUUCAAACCAAACUUGACCUAGCAAUAGGGAAGGAAGCUGCCGACAAAAACAAGGGAACAAACGACAGUACUGAAGUAAGCGACAAUCCUGCCAAAAUCGUUCCCCUAGAUAGGGUAUCUGAGGUCCAGCAAAUCAAUGAAAAUGAAGAAGAUGCGAUGGUUCCUGCGAUUAUAAUUCGCAAUGUGUCUCCUAAUGCUGAUCUUCCUAACGUGUCGAGAUGUAUCGUUAACGGCAUCCGAAAAUUGCAUGGUGAGCAAGCAGAAGUGGUGUCUUGCUACUUCAUCGCCAAGACGAAAGAUACAGCGAAAGCAUUCUUGGAGUUCACAGAGAUGCGCCACGCUAGGAUGGCCUUGAAACUGGAUGGAAUUCAGGUGUUUUCUCGGACCAUUUCAUUGAAACCUAUACAACCAGGCGAGAGUACCACACCAGUUGAAAUUCCAAAGGAAAAUGCCUCUCUGGAGAAGCCAAAAGGAUUCAAUAUUGCUGCACGCAAAAGGGAGCUAUGUACGCGACAUGCUGACGGUCACUGUUGGUUAGGCGACAAGUGCCAUUUUGCGCAUGGAGUUCUCGACCUUCGGUUGAACUACCAAACCAGUUUGCAUCCGGAGCGUUGUCUGUACAUUCGUAAUAUUGCGCUCAACUAUCCCUCGGUUGACCUGCUAAAUUUUAUCCGGAAGAAAUAUGAAAAAAGUAUGCACUCAUCACCAGAGUUUACAGCGAUUCAUGUUCGUGGUAGAAUGGGAGAUGCCUUGGUGGAAUUCGAAGAAGUUGCGCAAGCAUCAGUGGCUCGUCAGAUCUUGGGGGGGACUUUAAUGUCAAGUCAACUUCGAUUGGAAAUCUAUCCUUGGAAGCCAGUGUAUCAGCCUGUGUUUGUUGCCUACUUCAAGGACGAUAGCGAUAUACCGAUUGACGUUGGGCGAUCACUAUCCCCCAAAAGUGUCACAUCGGAAGUAUCUAGUCUUACAGACAAAAUCAAGCUGAACCCGGAGCGAUCGGAAGUAGCUACUUUAACAAGACUUAAAUUGGAGACCAAACGACAUCCUGACCGUUGUUUAUACAUUCGCAACAUUUUUCGCAACUGUCCAACAGACAACUUGAUCGGCUUUAUCCGCAACAAUUUCAAGCAGAACAUGCACUCAACACCCGAGUUUACAGCGAUUCAUCUUCGUGGCAGAAUGGGAGAUGCAUUGGUGGAGUUCGAAGAAGUUACUCAAGCAUCAGUGGCUCGCCAGAUCUUGGACGGAACUUUGAUAGGACCUAAUUGCCGAUUGGAAAUCUACCCCUGGAAGCCAGCGUAUCAGCCUGCUUUUGAUGCUUACUUCGAUGAAGAUAGGGAUAUGCCGAUUGAUGUUGGGAGAGUCCAAUCCUCUCAGAGUACCAUAUCAGAAGGAGCCACUGCAAUAAGUCUCACUGCAGAAACGAAACUGCAUCCAGAGCGCUCUGUGUACAUUCGCAACAUUUCUCGCAACUGUCCAGCACACGACUUGAUGAAUUUGAUCCGCAGGCAGUUUGAGCAAAGUAUGCACCCAUCACCCAAGUUUACAGCGAUUCAUGCUCGUGGAAGAAUGCGAGACGCCUUCGUGGAGUUUGCAGAAGCUUCCCAAGCAUCAGUGGCUCGUCAGAUCCUGGUUCAGGUGACAUUGGAGAGUCAACAAUUGGAAGUAUAUCCCUGGAGUUCAUCGUAUCAGCCUGCAUUCGUUGCCUACUUCAAUGAAGAUACAGACAUAUCGAUUGAUAUUGGCAGCUUCCGUUCCCUCGAAAUAAAUGCCACAUCGGAAGUAGCUACAGUGACAAGUCUCACAGCCGAAAUACAAGAGAACAAGCGGAAAGCGAAAAAGCUCAGGCAACGUUUGCGUCGCAAAUCAGAAAAGAUCAAAAACUUGCAAGAAGAAAAGCAACAGCAAGAUGAAGUCCUUCAACUGUUUGGGGCAUCUUUUCAUUCCAUGAAGCGUGGCCUUUCAACUGCCUUGUCAGAGAUUGAUUCAGUUUUGCAGCAACUGAUAGAACUACAACAAGUCCAAGCUACGUCUGUGUCCAAUUCAUCACACGCUACCGAAGCGAUAAAGACCGAGAUUGAACGCCUUCAAAUGCUUCUGCUGACUAGCGCUAGUACCAUUUCGGACGAAGGGAGCCAGACAUCGUCGCUUUCUGGACAUCUAUAA